AUUACCAAAACAAGUUGUUUCGACAAUUUUUGAGAAAAUGUCGUUCUUAGAACGUGUCCCAGUGGUAGUUUCAGCAUUAUUAAAGAGAAAUAUUAAAUUUUCCACUUCUGCAAUAGCUUUACAAAGUGGUAAGAAGAGACCUAGAAAAUUUGAGGCUCCUAUAGAAGUCAGUGAUAAACUGACAGAUGAACACAUUUUUACAUCAGAGCAUAUAGAAUUAAGAAGGACCUUAAGAAAAAUAAUUGAAAAAGAAAUCAACCCUUAUGUGGAAGAAUGGGAAGAAAAAGGAAUUUUUCCAGCUCAUCACGUGUUUAAAAUUUUGGGAAAUGCUGGCUUCUUAGGGGUUAACAAACCAACUAAAUAUGGAGGACUUGGCCUUGAUUUCACAUAUACUACUGCAGUGCAUGAAGAAAUGGGAUUUAUCAAAUGUGGUGGUAUUCCAAUGGCUAUUGGAGUGCAAUCAGAUAUGUGUACACCAGCCUUAACAAACUUUGGAAGUGAUGAAUUGAAGCAGGAAUUCCUUGCACCUAGUAUUGCUGGAGAUUUAGUUGGAUGUUUAGGGGUAAGUGAGACUUCAGCAGGUUCGGAUGUGUCCAACAUAUCGACGAAAGCUGUCAAAAAAGGAGAUAACUAUGUAAUUAAUGGUGGCAAAAUGUGGACGACAAAUGGUGAGCAGGCAGAUUGGAUGUGUUUGUUGGCAAAUACAAGUGAAGGCCCAAAUCCACACAUGAACAAGAGUCUGAUAAUCGUUCCGAUGAAGACAGAAGGCAUAACGGUAAUGCCAAGAUUAAAAAAGUUGGGCAUGUCUUGCUCAGAUACAGUGCAGACCUUUUUUGAAGAUGUAAUUGUACCGCAAAAGAAUCGUAUUGGUGAGGAGGGGAUGGGAUUUAUUUAUCAAAUGAAACAGUUUCAAGAUGAACGUUUGGUUGGUUCAAUACUUGCUAUGACAAUGGUUGAAAAUCUAGUUCAGCAGACAGCAAAUUAUUGCUCGACUCGCGAGUUAUUUGGAAAAGCUCUACUCGAUAAUCAAGUGGUCCACUUUCGUCUGGCCGAGAUUUUGACGGAGAUUGAAUUAUUAAGAUCCUUGAUUUAUAGAGCUGCAGGCAAAUAUGCUCAAGGAAAAGAUGUGACUUUGCUAGCCAGUAUGGCGAAAUUAAAGGCUGGCAGAUUAUCUCGUGAAGCAAUUGAUUCUAUGUUGCAAUUUUGGGGCGGUAUGGGUUACACGGAUUGUGAUGUCAGUCGUGCUUUUAGAGAUGGGCGAUUGUUGUCUAUUGGUGGAGGUGCUGAUGAAGUUAUGCUUAGUAUUAUAUGCAAGUUUAUGGAUACUUUGCCGACAAAAUUAUGAAACACUUUUUUACAAUUUCGGUGAUACUUAAAGAAAGUCAACUAUUCUCUUAAAUCGAAAUGAACUUUGAAGACAUCUUGCCAAUAUGCGAUUUUAGAAAACUACAAAAUAACCUCAUUCAAAAAGAAAAAAAAGAUCUUUUUCAAGUAAAGUUUUUUAUAAUAUAUAUAAUUUUUUUUUGAAUUUUAAUUCAGAGAAAAUGCUUUGUCAGCAUAAUCUUGUUUAACUCUGCUGUGAUACAUUGUAUCAGAUAAUACAAAAAGCGGUUUUAAAGAGUUUUAAUAAGCAUAUUGUGUACAUAAAGCCAGUUUAUAUAUUUUAACCACGCAGUACCAAUAACUAGAUCUUUAGAAUCACCUGGGAAGAUACAUAAAGAGAUAGAGACAGCCGAGAGCAUGCGCGCGCGAGGUCGAGGAUGAAGUAUGCACCCUAGGCCUUUUUCUAAAAAAAAUGUUGACUAUCGCUUUCUUAAAAAGCUAAUAGAAAUUCUUUAUUUUGUUUCCACCCAAAAUAAAUUCAGAUUGUGAGGAGUCCCGUAGUUAUGGCUUCCUUCAAAGUGGGUUCAUUUUGUGUUUGAUUCGAGGUCCUACAGGGUAAGGUUACUUGCCUAAAACUGUCGGUUACUGUUCUUCUUAAUGUUCGGAGCUCGAGAACUUUUACGCAAAACAAAAUGCUUGGUUUGGUUGCCGAGACUUUUUAGCUAGAAAAUGUUGUAUAGUUUAAUUAGCUAGUUUAAUUUUUUUACACUUAAUUGGAAAAA
This is a messenger RNA of Hydractinia symbiolongicarpus, 2105 nucleotides long. Its product is annotated as probable acyl-CoA dehydrogenase 6. Gene Ontology annotation, molecular function: flavin adenine dinucleotide binding; acyl-CoA dehydrogenase activity. Gene Ontology annotation, biological process: fatty acid beta-oxidation using acyl-CoA dehydrogenase. The transcript is spliced from 5 exons. NCBI's taxonomy places the organism in Eukaryota, Metazoa, Cnidaria, Hydrozoa, Anthoathecata, Hydractiniidae. The record is from RefSeq and is a predicted model, not a curated record. Bases 38 to 1345 code for a protein of 435 amino acids.